UGCAAAUCGCUGCCUCUCGCUGUGCCUCGGCAGCCCAGAGCCCGCACGGCCCCGCCGCCGCUCGCAGCUCAGCCCCGGCAGGCGCGGGGGCAGCGGGCGGGGUCCCCCCGGUCCCCCCGCCCCUCGGCCGGCUGGCAGGAGGAGGAUGAGGAGCGCCGGGAAGGGCUGAGGGUGGCGGAGAGGCACCUAGGAGAGGGGGGACAUGGCCCCGCUGCUGGCGCUGCUGCUGGCGGCCCUGCUGGGCUCGGGCCGGGCGUGCCCGGAGCCGUGCGCUUGCGUGGACAAGUACGCGCACCAGUUCGCCGACUGCGCCUACAAGGAGCUGCAGGCCGUGCCCGCGGGGCUGCCCUCCAACGUGACCACCCUGAGCCUGUCGGCCAACAAGAUCAGCUCGCUGCCCCGCGGCGCCUUCGCCGAGGUGACCCAGGUGAGCUCGCUGUGGCUGGCGCACAACGAGAUCGCCGCCAUCGAGCCCGGCGCGCUGGCCGUGCUGGCGCAGCUCAAGAACCUGGACAUCAGCCACAACCAGAUCGUGGAGUUCCCCUGGCGGGACCUGCGCAACCUGAGCGCGCUGCAGCUGCUCAAGAUGAACAACAACCGCAUGGCGCUGGUGCCGCCCGACGCCUUCCGCACGCUCAAGGACCUGCGCUCGCUGCGCAUCAACAACAACCGCUUCGCCACGCUGGCCGAGGGCAUCUUCGACUCGCUGGGCUCGCUGUCGCACCUGCAGAUCUACAACAACCCCUUCGAGUGCUCCUGCGCGCUGCGCUGGCUGAAGCGCUGGAUGGAGAGCACGCUCAUCUCCAUCCCCGAGAAGGACUCCAUCGCCUGCGCGCUGCCCGAGCGCCUGCGCGGCGUGCCGCUGGCCAAGCUGCCCGAGCUGCCCUGCGCCGCGCCCGCCGUGAGCCUCAGCUACUCGCCCGAGCUGGACGCGGCCGAGCUGCCCGACGGCCUCACGCUGAGCCUGCACUGCGCCGCCAGCGGCUCGCCGCCGCCCGAGCUGCGCUGGAAGAUCCGCACGGCCGGCCAGAGCCUGGAGCUCGGCGGGAGCGGCCCGGAGAGCGCGGCCAAGGAGGCGCCGCGGCCGGAGCCCGAGCGCUUCGUGGCGUUCAAGAACGGCACCUUGGUGAUCCCGCGCCUGAGCAAGCGCGAGGAGGGCACCUACACCUGCGUGGCCACCAACGAGGUGGGCAGCAACCACUCCUCGGUCAGCGUGGCCGUGGCGGGCGCGCAGAAAUACCCGGCGGCGCCCGGCGGCGACCCGCUGGGCGGCAAGGGGCAGGCGGGCGACAAGAAACCCGACGCCGAGGCGGCCAAGAACAGCGUGCUGACCCCGGAGGAGAGGGGCAAAGCGCUGGGCCCCACCCGGCAGAGCCGGCCCGGCUCAGGGGCGGGGCCGGAGCCUGAGGGCCGGGGCCGGGUCCCGGUGGAGCCGCCGGGCCUGGAGAAGAAGUGCGGCUCCUCGGCGGGCGGCUCCAAGUACAUCUCCAACCACGCCUUCAACCAGAGCGGCGACUUCAAGCGGCACAGCUUCGAUCUGGGCGUCAUCGCCCUGGACGUGGCCGAGCGCGACGCCCGCGUGCAGCUGACGCCCACCCAGCCCGGCGGGGGCCACCUGGGCGUGCUCUACCUGUGCCAGCAGGGCCGCCAGGGCCACGCCCUGCUGCAGUGGUCGCAGAUCGAGGCCGGCGUGAACUCCUACUGGUUCCAGGGCCUGAGCCCCGGCACCAACUACUCGGUGUGCCUGAGCUCGCCGGGCGAGGAGUGCCGGGUGCAGGUGGUGUUCACCACCAAGAAGGAGAUCCCGUCGCUCAUCAUCAUCGUGGUGGUCAGCAUCUUCCUGCUGCUGCUGGCCACGCUGCCGCUGCUGGGCGCCACGUGGUGCCACCUGCUCGCCAAGCUGCAGGCCAAGCCCUACAAGCUGAUCAUGAAGGCGCAGAACCCCGACCAGAUGGAGAAGCGCAUGGCCGCCGACUUCGACCCCCGCGCCUCCUACCUGGAGUCCGAGAAGAACUUCGGUCCCGGCGAGGCCGAGGCCGAGGAGGAGGAGGAGGAGGAGGAGGAGGCGGGGGAUGAAGAAGGAGCGCGGUGGCGGCGCGGGAGGGAGGGGGAAGGCGCGGCGGAGCUGGAGCGGGAGGAGAGCGUGGCCGCCAGCUCCAUGGCGGAGUCGCAGUCCAAGGGCGGCGCCGAGGAGUUCGAGGUUCGCUCCGAGUACAGCGACAAGCUGCCGCUGGGCGCCGAGGCCGUCACCAUCUCCCCGGAGAUCAACGGCAACUACCGGCAGCGGCCCCGCUGAGCCCCCCGAACCCCCCGGCCCCCGCUCCCCACCCCCCGCU
This is a messenger RNA of Vidua macroura (Pin-tailed whydah), 2336 nucleotides long. RefSeq names its product immunoglobulin superfamily containing leucine-rich repeat protein 2-like. Gene Ontology annotation, molecular function: protein binding. The record is from RefSeq and is a predicted model, not a curated record. NCBI's taxonomy places the organism in Eukaryota, Metazoa, Chordata, Aves, Passeriformes, Viduidae. The transcript has 2 exons. Bases 203 to 2296 code for a protein of 697 amino acids.